GCGAUUACGUCAUUCUGGCUAACUCGCAUUGCCGUCGAAUUAUUGUCCCACAAACCUCCGCCCCUACAGUCAUGCUUCAGACAUCGAUGGACUAUUUUGCGUGCAGUCAGAGGAAAACCUAAUCUAAAAGUAUAUUUCAUUCACUAUUCUAUUAGAAAAGUGUCGUUUUAUAUAGACGCAGAGUAAGUGACUAUACUUCCGCAAUUUGGUGUGUCUAGCUGGUGUCUGCAUGGGAGAAAACCGGGGAGAGUGAGGAGAGAAGGUCUGACCCAUUUAGUGAGGCCCUUGCACAGGUGCAGCCAUGACUGAGGGGGAGGGGCACUUCUACAGCAUCCAGGUGGGCGACUCCACCUUCACCGUGCUGAGGAGGUACCAGCAGCUGCGGGCCAUCGGCUCCGGGGCACAGGGCAUCGUCUGCUCGGCUCUGGACACUGUCCUUGGGAUCCCUGUUGCGGUGAAGAAGCUCAGCCGCCCUUUCCAAAACCAGACUCACGCCAAGCGCGCCUACAGGGAACUGGUGCUCCUCAAGUGUGUCAACCACAAAAAUAUCAUACGUUUGCUGAAUGUCUUCACGCCGCAAAAAUCCCUGGAGGAGUUUCAAGACUUGUACCUUGUGAUGGAGCUGAUGGAUGCGAGCCUGUGUCAGGUGAUCCACAUGGACCUGGACCACGAGAGGAUGUCCUACCUGCUCUACCAGAUCCUCUGUGGCAUUCGACAUCUACACUCUGCGGGCAUCAUCCACAGGGACCUGAAGCCCAGCAACAUCGUGGUGAAGUCUGACUGCACAUUAAAGAUUUUAGACUUCGGGCUUGCCAGGACCGCCUGCACCAACUUCAUGAUGACCCCUUAUGUGGUGACCAGAUACUACCGAGCCCCAGAGGUCAUCCUGGGCAUGAAGUACAAAGAGAAUGUGGAUAUCUGGUCAGUAGGAUGCAUCAUGGGGGAGAUGGUGAAAGGCAGUGUCAUCUUCCAGGGCACAGACCAUAUCGACCAGUGGAACAAAGUCAUAGAGAUUUUAGGCACCCCCUCCCUGGAGUUCAUGAACCGGCUGAUGGAGACCGUGAGGAACUACGUCAUGAACAAGCCUCAGUAUCCCGGCCUCAGCUUCAGCGAGCUCUUCCCUGACUGGGCCUUCCCCUCUGAAACGGAGCACGACAAACUCAAAACCAGCCAAGCCCGGGACCUGCUGUCCAAGAUGCUGGUGAUCGACCCAGAGUGCCGCAUCUCGGUGCAGGAGGCCCUGAACCACCCCUACAUCCAUGUGUGGUACGACCCAGCUGAGGCUGAUGCGCCGCCCCCUCAGAUUUCCGACAAGCAGCUGGAGGAGAGGGAGCACACCAUUGAACAAUGGAAAGAGUUGAUCUACAAAGAAGUCAUGGACUGGGAAGAGAGGAACAAGAAUGGCGUGCUGAAGGAGGAAGGCUCUGAUGGCAUGGUGAACAGCAGCGCCACGGCGUCCCAGUCGUCCUCCAUCAAUGACAUCUCGUCCAUGUCCACGGAGCAGACGCUCGCCUCAGACACGGACAGCAGCUGCGCAGACACCCUCACGGGGGCGCUAGAGGAGUAACCCUCAGCAACCUUUCUUCUCUCUCUCUCUUCUCUCUUCUUUCUCUCUCUCUCUCCCUCUCUCUCUUCUCUCUUCUUUCUCUCUCUCUCCCUCCCGUUCUCUCUUCUCUCUUCUCUCUCUCUCCCUCUCCCCUUCUCUCUCCCUGGCUCCUUCUCUGUGUGCCAUGUUAUGGUUUGGACUGAAAAGAUUGAGAGGAGUUGUUUCAAGAGAUGUUUCUUCUAGUUUACUUUUUUCUUUUCUUUUUUGUCUUCCGGUGGAAGGGCUGAGCUGCUGGUUGCUUCUUGUCUUUAUUCAUUUUAGUGUGUUUUUAUUGAUUUGUUUACUCUCAGCACCGUAGCUCUCCAUGAUUAGAAAUGGCAAAAGUUCUAAGGUUGCGUUGCCUUAGAAAUGACAACAACCAGCCUUUUAAAAAAGAAAAGUAUCUUCGGAAUCGUUGUUGGAUUCUUUUCCAUUGUGCAAUUAUGUUCAAAUCAAACACCAAUGCCUUUUUUUCUUCGUAUCUCUUCCCAUGAUGAGUCAGACCUAGGUUUUUAAAGUGUUUUUUUUUACAUUGACAUACACCUGAACAAAUUUCUUGGACGUUAGCUCCAUUGAAGUAACAAUUGUGUAAUCUUCAACUGAUCAAUAUGGUUGUAAUAUUUUAGUUCAUCUUGACGCAGUUACAGUCACUGUACAGUUGAUGGCCACCAAAACGAAGCACAGAAGCAGAUAGGCUACUUAAUAGUAUAUGCAAUAUGGACAGAAUCCUCUGAGUUUGGGACAUCAGGAUAAUCUGUGGUGUUCAACAUUUCCAGCUGCAUGUUAACUUCAAAAUGACUUAACACUCUAAAUGCAACAUACUAAGUAUGCCUGUACACAUGUAGAAAAAAAGUAGUGCCUGCCUUGUAUAUAGAAAAAGUGCUCGUACACGUUUUAUGGUCUGCAUUGUCAAGGGCUUGAGAAUAAUGAAUCUCAUGCGUAUAGCCUUUAGUUGUGUUGAUGUAUAUAGGUAUAUAAAUGUAAAAAAAAAAAAAUGUUUUUUUUUUUUCCUCUCGUGCUGUGGAAACAUGGUUCUACAGCUUCUCCGAGCGUGCAAAAGCAUAAGUACUGUACAAAAGACAUUUCCAUUUAUUUUGAAGCAAAAUAUAGAUUCGGAAAUGAUAGCGGAUGAAUUGGGAUGUGAACGUUAGAUUCACAGCGAAGUGUUUUAAAGUGAGCUUGCACACUGUUCGAGUAUGUUCAAACAAACAGACCCGCCUAAGGGACACACAAGCAAAAGUGACACUGUACAUUUUCAGCACUUUCUUAAUGAACCCUGCUACCCGCUGUUGCGGCAGUGGUUCGCCAGUUAAUGGAGAGAGCGGUCAGUUGUCAUUUCUCUUCAUUCUCUUUGAAUACUACAUGUCCUCAGAGUUCUCCUGAAAAACGUUGCUGUUUGCCCAUCUUUUUUUCUUUUUUUUUGCCUUAUUCCCCCACAAAGUUCACCUGGUCUAUCCACCCCCAGCCACCCCACUCAAAGUGAAACUGUACUCCUACAGUGUUUUCAUGCUUUUUUUAUUACCCGUCAUCCUGUUUGUAAAUAUAAACAUAAGUCACAGAUCCGUAGCCUGUUUUUAAAAAGAGAGGCCUGUAGUAUUUCAGGAAUGCCAGUCAGAUUGAGAGGGUUGUUGCAUCAUGUAGAGGUUAAGUACCAUGUCUGAGUCCCUCAUUCUGUCUCUCUCGGUCUCUCUCUCUCUCUCUCUCUCUUUCCCUCUCUCCCUCCCUCUCUCUCUGGCCACUGUUCACCCAUACGCUGCUGAUGGUCACCUUGUCUCUGAUCAUUGCUACAUAUCGUACAUUUAGUCCAGGCCACCGCUGGACCUCUAAACUUGAACAUGAUUUGAAGGUUAGGAACCAAAGUGUUCAUCUGAACUAGUCGUGAGCGCACUUGAGCGUCCGCCAGAGAGCGACAGGCUUGAGAUGGCCACUGUGUUUGUGUCGGCCAUCCUUCAGGGUAUUGGAGUUGAGGUGUUCAGGAGAGAACUCACGUUUUGAUGAGCUGUACAUUAUUGCAUUUGCCUUAAACAACACCCGAGUAUCACAGCUUAUCCACAUCAAGGUCUAUGUGAUGGAUAUGUGUUUCACUAAGAGGACAAAAACUGUUUUGUUUUAUUUUAUUGGUAUUAUUUUGUCGGACAAGUUUGAUUGUUUACCUUUUUCCAAUAGAAUUUCUGUGUCAAAUUUAAAACCCUGCUUCCCAGUCAUUCACAUCGGGCCAUGGAUCUCCUGUGGAUGUGUCUGUGUAUGAUUUUUUUUUUAAAUUGAUUUUUGUUUUUGCUUCCUUUUCGAAUGUCUGCAUGAAAAUACAUUUCAACGCAAUAGUGCAUCAGCAUCUAUUGUUUACCAAGUCUGUUUAGUGUCUUUUUGUGUUGUGUCUUUGACUAUUUGUUGUCACAACCGCACACUUGCCACAUCCCACUCAAGAACACUGAUGUCAAAUGUCUGUUUCGUGUCAAAGUGUAAGCUGAUCUGAGCACGGGCCUCAGCUUUUGAAAGGGCUUUUCAUAGUGUGUUCAUUUUCACACGUAGAGGUGGGCGAGCAGGAAGUGUGUCUCUGAGUGCAGCAAUGUUUGGCUGUCUGUCUGACAAUCCAGACCCACAUCAACGAGUUGGGGCUUUGACGUUUCAGAAGAAAAGUGUCAUUUUCACUGAUUCCUGUACAUGUAGUCGAAACAUGUAGACUAGUGUUGCAUUAAAAACUGUUGUUGUG
This is a messenger RNA of Sardina pilchardus (European sardine), 4295 nucleotides long. RefSeq names its product mitogen-activated protein kinase 9 (gene mapk9). Lineage: Eukaryota; Metazoa; Chordata; Actinopteri; Clupeiformes; Clupeidae. Gene Ontology annotation, cellular component: nucleus; cytoplasm. The transcript has 12 exons. Gene Ontology annotation, molecular function: JUN kinase activity; ATP binding. The record is from RefSeq and is a predicted model, not a curated record. Gene Ontology annotation, biological process: protein phosphorylation; JNK cascade. Bases 302 to 1567 code for a protein of 421 amino acids.